CUCGCGAAAGUAAACAAUGGAGCGUACCUCCGUCCGGUAGACAGAAACGGCAACAUCGCACACGUUUGCGCGCGCGCGUGCGGCGGCGAUCCAUGUGACAGAGAAGGAACGUGACAAAAGGUGGCGGAGGGUGACGCUGCCGCCGUGCGAUCCGAGCGCGAGUGUUUGCCCGGGCGAGCCGGGUGUCGGGUGUGCUCUGCUCUGCGCGGCGCGUUCUUUCACGUUUCGCGUACGUGUCCGUGCGCUUGCGGCGUCGUGCGACGUAGGGUAAGCAUUAGGUUCUCGCGGUGGAACGUUUCGCGUAACGUGUCGCGUGCCCGCAGUGAAGAGAACGUGACGGGGGGCAAAGCGGCCGCAGAGACGGAGUGCGCGGAUUUAACGGCUGACCGCCGUUACACAGGACGACGAUAACGACGACGACGACGACCGACCGACCGACCGACGAAACGAACGACCGAAAGGCAGGAAAGCUCCGCGAUACUUGUCUUCACACGCCCAGCCAGCGGGAUUGCUGCGUCACAUGGGCCGCGCUCAUUCGUCGAUACAGCCGGGUGACGUCACAUACCGCGCGACGAUUGGACGGCAACGCGGUGCCCGGACACGUGAAUCGUGGCCGAGCAGGCAUGGCAGUUUGAUGCGCAGUGGUUUUCAGCACUUGUAAGAUGCCAUCGCCACGCGCCAGAUCGAUCAGGUUAUAACCCGCGUUUCGCCGCGCGCUCCGAAACGGUCGGUCCGUCGCGCGGUCGCGGUUACGGGCAUUUCUUUUCGCGUCGGUACGCCGUGUUGUCGGCCGCUCGCUUAAUCCGAUCGGACACGGCGAAGCGUUCCUCGCCACGCGCGCUCCUGACAGAAUCACACAAAUACGCGGAUAUCGUGCUCAAGCCAGACGAGUGAAGAGUGAGUGAGCGAAUUUCAUAGCGGAAAGAGGGUGCGAGACUAUUUAUCCGCUCAUCGCGGUAGUGUCUACUCGUCGCUGUAGGGCUCGUCGUUCUAGCCUGUGUGUAUCAACGCGUCAAUCAGGAUACGUGCGUUUCAGUUCAUUGCCAAGCGCAGCGAGCAGCAACAGAAGGAUAGAGACAAAAGAUUUGGUCCUGCCAACUCAUCGCCGGCGUCCAGAACCGGCGGCGGCUGCGGCGUCGGCGUCGGCGACCGCCGCAACGCCGGCGGUUCGAUGCGACGGGCUCAGCACGAUCAUUCGGCGAGUGUUCGCGAGUUCAAGGAGCCCGCGCAACAGCAGCAGCAACACCACUACCACCAUCGGACUACCAUCCCUUCCACGCCCGCCGCGACGGAACAACAUACCGGUCGCAGGAUGAGCCUGGAAACCUUGCUGCAAGCGGCCUACUAUGUCGAACAAGAGGAAAAGAAGCGCCUCGCAAGCACCUCUUCCUCCUCUUCCACGGACCUACACUCGUUCGCGUCCACACCGCCCCACUCUAACCAUACUUAUGCUUCUACCGAGCCACGUGGUACCAAAUUCAAAAGAGAACGCACAGAGUCAGAUGAUCUUUUCUGUGAGGAGAAAAUGCUGAUUAUCGAUGAGGAGGAGCCGUUGGAAAACAACAGGACGAGUCAGUCGAUCGCGUCCCGGGGGAAUUCCGUGGUCUCCAGCACGCGAGUCACGCCGUCGUCAACCGGAUCGAACUCCGUUCAGUUGACUGCGCUGCAUUCCACGUCUCACCAUCACCACCCGCAUCAUCAUCAUUCUCAUCACCAUCAUUCGCAACAGCAGCAGCAACAGCAGCAGCAACAUCAGCAGCAGCAUCAUCACAGCGAUCAUCAUGGCACACACAAUAAUUACAUGGAGAAUCACAAUCCGAAUCAGUCUCAACAAAAUGUGGGGAGUCUUGUUGUCGACGUCGAAACGAGCCACGACAACAAGAAGCAUCGAACUGGACCGUGUGUUCUCCGAUCUGGUACGAGAGAAGUACACAAUAAGCUAGAGAAGAAUCGUAGAGCCCAUCUUAAAGAGUGUUUUGAACUCUUGAAAAGACAGCUACCGUCGCAAGACGAGAAGAAAUCUUCGAAUCUUUCUAUUCUUCAUGCUGCAAACAAAUACAUACAGGCAUUGAGAAAAAAAGAACGAGAAAUGGAGCACGAAAUGGAAAGACUUGCAAGAGAGAAAAUUGCCUCUCAGCAGAAAUUGGUAGCUUUGAAAAAGGAACUGCACGCGACUUACGAUCAUAUUGACAUUAACUCUCUUCUGCUGGAACAAAACUCAGGAGCGGACGUGACUAUCAAGAACGUUUCAGAGAGCGCGGAGGUUGACGUUGCCGGACUACCGCGAGGCGGAACGAGGUACAGUAGCACGAGCAGCCUGAGCAGCGUGACUACGGCCAGUUCUCCGCAGGCGUUGCAGUCCACCAGCACGACGUCCAGCAUCCACAAUCAAGCCGCGACCGCGGGCGUCGUUUGCCAAACGCAGGAUCUGAAUCUUGCGCGCGGCUCCAGGGAAAGUCCACCCGCGAGCUCGACCCCCGGAACAGCGUCUGCGCCCAGUAUUCCCGCCCCGACGCAGGAGAAAGUCGCUACGUCGAAUACCAACAUCGUGCAGCAGCCGCAUCAGCUACACCUUCCAAUAAGCGCCCAAAUGUUGAACACGAGUCAGGGUCUCGCGACCAUCGUGCCGACUCUGCAGCACAUCGGCCCGGGUCUCAGGGUGAUACCGGGUGACACGCGGCAGCUCUUGGUCGCGCACACCGCCGGGAACAAUGAAUCCAGGCCGCUGACGCUGGCGGUGCAGAACUCUUCGGAUCAGUCCAGGCCUCCGUUGAUCGCUGUGCAAUCGAAUGCUGGAAACGAGCCAAGGCCUGUGGCGCUGGUCGUUCAUUCGUCCACCGCCAACGACAACCGAGUGACAUUUGUACACUCGAAUUUGUCAAACAACGACAGGCCGCUGGCCUUGGCCGUGCAAUCGUCCGCGAGUGACGUGAGGCCUGUCACUUUCGUGCACUCCGGGAACGAGGGUCGGCCGCUGGUCCUCGCCACGCAUUCCCCCGCGCUCAACGUGUCCAAUGCGCAAACGAGAAUAAGGACGGGAGACGCGCAGACUACGCAUAAGAUGGUCGGUGGCGUAACACUGGUCGGAGGUAAUGGCUCGGAAUUGGCAAGACUUCCCGGCGGUGCGGAACUGAAUAUACUCCCAGCCAAUGGGUUAACUUUAAGUCACACGGGGGUGUCGCUUCAAGCCGCCGCGGGCAAACCAGGCUCAACAAUGAUGCAGAGCGCUCCGUCCACAGAAAGUAUAGCCCACAUCGUUGGUCAGCACGCACCUCUCUCCGGCUUGACGCCAAUUGUCACACCGAUGACCGUCGUCUCCCAGGGUAACCAGGUGACCGCUCACAUUCUGGCGCCGUCUAGUCUCGCGGGGAAAAUGAUCACGACUCCUAUCCUCAAGUCCGUUGGACAAAUGCCGCUCGUGAAUGCUCAGUAUCUUAACACCACGACUUUGGUGAAGCCAGUUGUUGUGGUGAGUCAACCGUCGCCGUCGACAUCGACGGCGUCUUCGACGACGGCCACCAAUACACAACCCUCGUCGACUUCGAACUCGACCGUCUGACAAAAUCGAGAGAAAGCGAAACUAAUCUGAUCGCGUUGGAACAUCAGAAUGUGGAUUACUGCAUUUCACGGUAGAUCUUUAUGUUCAUCUAAAGUAAAUCUACUUGGUUAUGUGUUGGGAUCGACGAGUCGCUUAGGUACAAUAGGAUUAGCGUCUCAAAAUUACGGGCAGAGCAGUAAUCAUCGUGAAAGAAUCUUAUACGAAAGAAAAGUGAUUUUGCAUUUUAGAAUUUCACUUGUGUCCCGUGAAGAAGCUGAAUUCUCAGGAGUAAAUCAACUACGAAAAUGUGAGAAAAAGAUCUUGCUCAACUCGUGCGGUAUAUGUUGUGCAUUUUGAUUUUUUUUAUUAAAAAAAAAAUUGUUUAUGUC
This is a messenger RNA of Linepithema humile (Argentine ant), 3927 nucleotides long. Its product is annotated as max-binding protein MNT-like. Gene Ontology annotation, biological process: regulation of transcription by RNA polymerase II. The record is from RefSeq and is a predicted model, not a curated record. NCBI's taxonomy places the organism in Eukaryota, Metazoa, Arthropoda, Insecta, Hymenoptera, Formicidae. Gene Ontology annotation, molecular function: DNA-binding transcription factor activity, RNA polymerase II-specific; protein dimerization activity; RNA polymerase II cis-regulatory region sequence-specific DNA binding.